Molecule: messenger RNA, 2563 nt
Organism: Sinocyclocheilus anshuiensis
Lineage: Eukaryota; Metazoa; Chordata; Actinopteri; Cypriniformes; Cyprinidae
Product: nuclear receptor subfamily 1 group I member 2-like
Exons: 9
Coding region: 496-1818 (440 amino acids)
Biological process (GO): negative regulation of transcription by RNA polymerase II; cell differentiation; positive regulation of transcription by RNA polymerase II
Molecular function (GO): zinc ion binding; RNA polymerase II cis-regulatory region sequence-specific DNA binding; nuclear receptor activity
Source: RefSeq, a predicted model, not a curated record
AACCUUUUGAAGCACCUUUAUUUUUAAGAGUGUAUAUGAAGUGCUACAAAAAUAAAAUAUGCAAAGGUAUAACAAAUGCUAAACGGACACAAAGGUGCUUCGUGUGAAAUGUGUAGACCAAGGCAAUUCAAAAUAUGACCAUUCUGUACUGAGGCAGUGCAAAUAUUAUGUCUCUAGAUAUUGUGUGCUGGAGGCAGAUGCUGCAGUUGUGCAAAUAUUAUGAGGAUGUGCAAAAGGUUAAGAUUAAAGCAGGAGCCGGUAUUGACAGCAGUGCAGUACAGUAUGAGGAAGUGAUAUUGAUUGUGGUCAUAGUGCUGUAUGUUUAAUGGUAAUUAAUUAUCCAUCCACCUAUUUCUUCUUUGGAGUCAUAGUAAAUUAAUCUGUAGUAGUUUAGUGAAUGCAGCGUAAUUUUGGAUGCUCAGCAGCUUUUGCUUUUCAGAUUUAUGAAGUCAUCUCUACUUGAACUCAUUAUUAGGAGAGACGUCAUUGGUGGUAAUGAGAGGAUAUAGUGAUGUGUGCCUUUUGUUGCAGUGCUUAUUUCAGCUCAGGAUGAGUAAAGAAUUGGAGGAGCUUUCUCCCCUGGACGACUCGGGACAUGGUGAUGGGUCUGAGGAAGAAACAGAGGAGGAUGAUGAGCCCAAAAUUUGUCAAGUAUGCGGCGACAAAUCCACAGGCUACCACUUUAACGCCAUGACCUGUGAGGGCUGCAAGGGCUUCUUCAGGCGCGCCAUUAAGCGACCCGCACAGCUCUGCUGCCCGUUUCAGAACGCCUGUGUCAUCACUAAGAGCAACAGGAGACAGUGCCAAUCCUGCCGACUCCAGAAAUGCCUCUCAAUCGGCAUGAAGAGGGAAUUGAUCAUGUCGGAUGAGGCCGUGGAGAAGCGGAGGAUGCAGAUCAGGAGGAAGAGGAUGCAGGAGGAGCCUGUAACGCUCUCUCCUCAACAGGAAACUGUCAUACAGGAGCUGCUCACUGCACAUCACAAGACCUUCGACAUGACUUGCACCAACUUUAUUCAGUUCCGGCCUUUAGAUCGGGAUCAGAAAUCCAUUUCUGAGCACGGUCUAGAACCUAACAGUGGCAGGGUCUUUCACGUAACCAUGCACAAAACACCAUCUGAAGAUGCAACGCAACGGAACAUCAGCCUUUCCUCGCCCUCGUCCCCUUCCUCCAGCUUUCAGAGUCCUGAGAAUAAAGAGCGGAAGCAACAUAAAAGUGUCAUUUUCACUACUCUGCCACAUUUUGCAGACCUCACCACGCACAUGAUCAAGAAUAUAAUCAACUUCAGCAAAAUGCUUGCAAUGUUCAGGGCUCUAAUCAUAGAGGACCAGAUCGCGCUGCUGAAAGGUGCCACCUUUGAGAUCAUUCUGAUCCACUUCAACAUGUUCUUUAAUGAGGUGACAGGCAUCUGGGAGUGCGGCCCGCUGCAGUACUGCCUGGAUGACGCCAUGAGAGCUGGUUUCCAGCGCCAUCUGCUGGACCCUAUGAUGAAUUUCCAUUACGCUCUGCGCAAGCUGCAUUUACAUGAAGAGGAGUAUGUGCUGAUGCAGGCCAUCUCGCUCUUCUCACCAGAUCGCCCCGGCGUGACACAUCACAGCAUGAUCGACUGCAACCAGGAAAUAGUAGCACUCACCCUGAAGACCUACAUUGAGGCCAAGCGGUCCGAGCCAAAUAAACAUCUGCUGUACCCAAAGAUCAUGGAGUGCCUGACCGAGAUGAGGAGUAUGAAUGAAGAGUAUACAAAACAACUGCUGAAAAUCCAGGACAUUCAGCCUGAUGUGUCUCCGCUUCUACUGGAAAUAAUAAGCAAAGACAUCUAAGACUUCACAGAGCAGAUGAGACUCGACUCAACGGCCUUGAACUCGCCACGCUGACCUUCAUCCGCCACGCUGACCUUCAUCUGAGGACUGAAAUACAGUCAAAACCAGUGAGGACAAGGACUGCGCCUACUGAUAAUGAACUACUGAACUGUCUGCAGCACACAGGAAUUGUGAAAUUGUAUUUUUAUAAUUGUGCUACUAAAUGUAUUUGUGUUCCAGCAAUCUUUUUCGGGUUCUUUUCACAAAAGAACAAUUUCUAUGGUUCAUAACCAGAUGUAGGAUGGCACGUAUUAUCUCUUACAUUCACUGUAUGAGUGAAGCUUGAAAUGUGGGGUUAGACUGAGAUUUGAUUCACUUUUUCCCCAGUCUGCAGUAUGUAGAGAGGAGAUGAACGCUAUUAUGGCAGCAAACAUACAAAAAAAACAAUAUGAUACAUAUUAGUCAUUUGUGUUAAUAGUCUGUCUUGACAAAUCUGUUUAUUUAUUGUUCGUUUUUAAAUGCAAAUAGUUUUAUAAGUUAACCGCUUCUAGGUAGGCUAUGUUGUGUUCAGAUUAUGUAAAAAUAUUAAUAUAUAAUAUCUGCUAAUGUCAGAUGUGAGUAGCUGUAUUUGAUUCAAACAUUUUUCAGACUAGAAUGUAAAUGGAGUUAUGAAUCUCAUAAAGAACAUGUUCAGGUCUUAAUUUAGUCUACCUAUUUAAAAACAUGUUUUGCAUAAUAAAUGAAACCUAUUUUUUAGCCAUUAUUA